AUGGCAGCAGCAGUGGCGGAAAUGCAGCAGCAUGCGACGAUCGAGCAAACGUCUGGAGUAGGAGAGCACGAGGAAAUAGCUUACAAGCUGGUUCCCAUGGGUUUCUUGACGGCCGCACAACAGCUGGAGACUCGCAAAGAUCUGAUACAAUUGUCAACAGGAUCGAAGGAUCUUGACGCUCUCCUAGGCGGAGGAGUGGAGACAGGGUCAUUGACAGAAAUUUUUGGCGAGUUUCGCACAGGAAAGACGCAGCUUUGCCAUACCCUUUGUGUGACGAGUCAGCUUCCCAUGGACCAAGGCGGGGGAGAAGGAAAAGCAAUGUACAUCGACACCGAGGGGACUUUUCGCCCACAGCGCUUGGUGGCCAUUGCGGAGCGAUUUGGAUUAGAUGUCGAUACCGUCUUGGACAACGUGGCUUUCGCUCGCGCCCACAAUUCAGAGCAGCAAAUGGAUCUUUUGAAAAUGGCGUCGGCGAUGAUGUCAGAAGAUCGCUACGCUCUGGUUGUGGUGGACUCGGCUACGGCUCUGUUUCGCACGGACUACUGCGGGCGAGGGGAGCUAUCAGAGCGGCAAAUGCAGCUGGCGCAAUUUUUGCGACAGUUGACAAGAAUGUCCGAGGAGUUUGGCGUUGCAGUCAUGCCGGCCUUCCUCCCAGAAUGUCCCAUCACGAACGCCGAUGCCCUCUGCCAAGUUUUGCGAGGUAUGAUGUCUGAAGCCUUGCAAGAAGGGGGCCAAAGGUUGGUUGAUGCCGCCACGCAGGACUUUCGUGCGUUGAUCGGCGACUAUUUAGGAACGGAGGCAGUAUAUGUCUCGCCUUCCCAAAGCUCUGUCGGCGCAGACCUCAUUACAGGAUUUGAUAAAAACAAAUAUAUCGCUACGAGGCGCCAUUUAAACCUACACAGAUUGCGCAAAGCACUUCAAGACAAGAUACUCGUGGAUAUUGGCGCGUUGCAAGAGGACUACGCCUGUGGUGGGACAGCUCGAGGUCUAUGGAAGUUUCAAGUGGAGACAACCGAAAAAGGCCUUGCCGUAAAUCGACGCAAGCGAUCCCUUCCGAUGGAUUUGCUACGAAUUCGUGAACUCCAAUUGCAGGCGAUGUUGCGUUUCGUGAUGGGUACAAUGGGUCUUCUGGGCACCAGGCGACCCUCAGCUUCCUCCUGCAUUCGCCCUCCCUUGCCUACUUCCCUGCUCAAGGACGUGCAUCACUUCCUGGCAUACCUACAGCUGCGUCAAACCUUUGCCCUAGGCGCUGAAGGAAUGAGGGGGUUCCGGCAAGCCGGAGGCGAUCCUCUCCUGCAUCCAAACAAGGGCACACCCCAUAACGCCCCUGUCGGGCGCGGCGUGUCAACGGAAACCCCCGAUCAAGACAGGCGGGCCGAGAGGCCUUGCCCCCACGCUUCUGGCUACUGCAUGGGCGAUAUGGGGGGCGGGGCGCAAGAGGGGCUGGAGCAAGACGUGGAUGGAGAGGAGGCGUGCCCCCACGGCAUGCAGGCAACGCGCGUGCUUGACUCCAAUUUUCACGAGUUCCUGGCCGCAGCUUUCCUUAAACCCUUUCGCGCCAGCCACCCUCAGGACAUACUGGCCCUCUACACCUCGUUGGAGUGCGAGGAACUGCUGUCGGCGGAUUUUUUGGCCGAAGCAGCAGCAGGGGCAGCGGCUGCCACCACCAGGAGCGUGGCCAAAGGGGUCUCACCCAAGCCCAAGGGUCCUGUGUUUCGGUGCCUCCGUCGCGACAAAGCGGCAGCUUCUGGCUUUGUCUCCGCCUACAACAAGAGGCGGGAGGUUCCAGUCGAUAGGACGAAAGCAGCCGCCACGAUGCCCGUGGGACCUGCGAAGAGCAUGAUUUCCGGCGAGGCGCCUUCACGGCCGCCCACGCCUCCCCCCUCCUCUCCCUCCGGCAGCAGUGUCCUGCAACAGGCCAUGCGGGAGAGUCUACGGCCUCGCCCCAGCCACUACUUGUCGCGGAUCAACAGCUUCCACAAGCCCAACCAACUGUCACGGCGGCCCCUCCUCUCUCGGCAGCAGCAGCA
This is a messenger RNA of Nannochloropsis gaditana CCMP526, 2030 nucleotides long. RefSeq names its product dna repair protein rad51. Gene Ontology annotation, molecular function: double-stranded DNA binding; ATP-dependent DNA damage sensor activity; single-stranded DNA binding. Gene Ontology annotation, biological process: DNA recombinase assembly; DNA repair; DNA strand invasion. The annotation marks the transcript as partial. The transcript is spliced from 3 exons. The record is from RefSeq and is a predicted model, not a curated record. Gene Ontology annotation, cellular component: condensed nuclear chromosome.